AUGCCAGGCGAAAUCUCCAAGACCGCAAAGUCAGAGGCAUUGACCGCUAUCCCCCAUUCUCCAUGUCUUCUCCCUUAUGCCAUAGAUCAUCGUUCUUACAACGAUUCUGGACGAAUUGCAAUCAGCUAUCCUAAGCCUGGCACCGGCGAGUAUGUCGAUGUACCCUGGGCUCAGUUUGGAGCUGCCGUAGACGCGGCGGCCUGGAAUUUCGACGCGAAAAUCGGCGCUCGUCGCUCUUCUGAGGAUCCGGACAAAGUGGUAGCAAUCCUUGCCAGAUCAGAUGCCGCGUACAUGAUCACUAUCUACGCCCUCCACAAGUGCGGAUUAGUCCCGCUCCUCAUCUCUACCCGUAACUCCCGAGCCGCCAUCGUCAAUCUCUUAAAGUUGACAAACUCUGUCGCCCUUCUAUCCGACUCGUACAACCGGAAGGAGGCCGAGGCCUCCGCAGCUGAGGCGGGCGCAAUCCCUGUUCAUGAUUUGGCACCUUUGCCGGCGACUGUGUCUGUCCAAGACCGCAAGCCUUUCCCCUUCACCUUGAAGUGGGAGGAUGAAUGCGACCGAAGAGCCCUGAUUUUGCAUACGUCUGGCUCUACAGGCCUUCCCAAGCCCGUGGCCUGGAACACGCGCUUCUUCUGGCACCAAGGAUACUACCCGCCGAAAUUCGUUACCAAAUACAAUAAUUCGUCUGUUCUUGCCACGUUGCCCUUGUUCCACGGCUCCGGGGCUGCUCUCACUCGCGCCUCUCUCCUCUGGCUGGGUUGGAAAGUUACUUUCCCCGACCCCUCGAAGCCCGUUACCGCCUCAGCCAUCAUCGACCUCUGCCAAUCCAGCGCCGUCUCCGGUCCGGACAUCGUGAUCGGUGCACCCUCUGUUAUAGAGGAGAUUCCGACGCUGCCUGGAGGGAUGGAUGUACUUCGCGGGCGCAAGUUCUGGUUCUUCGUUGGAGCACCCGUGCCUCCUCACUUCGGCGAUUUCCUGGUCAAGGAGGGGAUCCACUUCCUCUCGAUGCUUGGUAGCACAGAGAUCGGGCAGAUGAACGUCCUGGAGCCUGAUGGCAGAGAGCCUCAGGACUGGCAGUACCAUGAGAUCCGCCCAGACCUGGACAUCGUCUUGGAGCCCAGGGGCUCGACGCCGGACGGCGGACCGUUCGAGCUGAUUAUCUUGGCGAAGGAUGGUUGGAAGCCGGGCACCAUCAACGUUAACAUCAACGGAGUUGAGGGUUACUCAACUUCAGACCUCUACCAAAGACACCCCACGCAUCCCCGCUUGCUCAAACACUGCGGUCGCGCUGAUGACGUUAUCGUCCUCUCCAACGGGGAGAAGACCCUAUCUCGCGCUAUUGAAGUGCCCAUUGAAGCAGACCCUCGUGUUUCUGCGGCAAUUGUCUUUGGUACUGGACGAACGCAGAACGGCGUCCUUGUUGCUCCCGCCUCGGAUUACGUCUUUGACCCUUCAGACGAGUCGAAGCUCGCUGAAUUCCGAAACGCCAUUUGGCCCAGUGUGGAGAUGGCGAAUAGGACUUCCCCUCAGCAUUCGCAGAUAUGGAAGGAAAUGAUUCUUGUCACGACUCCUAGAAAGGAGUUGCCGAGGACGGACAAGGGCAGUGUCAAGAGGAAGGCUGCUAUAGACCUAUACGCCAAGGAAAUCGACGAGUUGUAUCUAGCUGUCGAAAGCCUGUCGUCGUCGAACAAGCCGCCGUUGCCCGAGCCUGCCGAGGAGAGCACCUUGGUACCGUUCUUCCGGGCCAUUGUCGAGGAAGCCAUGGGCAAGCCGGUCGGCAGUGACGAUGACGUUUUCGAGCAGGGAAUGGACUCGCUGAAGGCGAUAUUUGUUCGUAACUCCCUGCUGUCUGCGUGCCGUCGCAGCGAGAAGAAGGAGAUUCAGGCCUUAGCGAGCAAAGUUCCUCAGAACUUCGUGUUCCUAUACUCGUCGCCCAAGGCUAUGGCUACGGCUAUGGCGACCUUAGUACAGUCUGGCUUCUUGGCGGAUAGCGGGAUGGAAACCGCAGAGCAGCACGCCCAGAUCAUCAAUGAUACUGUGGCGAAAUACACCUCAGAUCUGCCCACGCAGAAGGGGUCCAACGUGCCCGCGGACGAUGAUGAGGUUGUCAUUCUCACGGGCUCGACGGGAUCCCUCGGCACGUUCAUCUUGCAUUCGCUGCUUCUCAAUGCUCGCGUCAAGAAGGUAUUUGCUUUCAACCGAUCUGGUUCAAGCCCUUCCAUGCAACGCCAACAACGUUCGUAUAAGGAAAGGGGCUUAGAUGUAUCCGUCCUUGAGAACGCCGCGGCGUUUGGCAAGCUCGUGUUCCACGAUGUCCAGGUCAACCAACGCAAAUUUGGUCUUGCGGACGAUGUCUUCAUCGCCAUCCAUUCAUCUGUUACGCUCGUCAUUCACAAUGCUUGGGCAUUGAACUUCAACUGGUCCUUGGCGACUUUCGAACCUGUUCACCUUAAAGGCCUUCGCAAUUUCGUCGACUUCGCCCUCACGUCACCCCGUGAUAGAGCUCCGCGUAUCGCAUUUACGUCAUCCAUCGCGUCUGCCGGCGCCUACACGAAAGGCCCAGUCCCUGAGGAAUCCGUUGAUGACCCAUCCAUGUGCCUGCCUCAAGGCUACGCAAGGUCAAAGUACGUGGGCGAGCGGAUACUGGCUAUUGCAAGGGAGAAGACAGGCUUGCCCACGAUUUCCUUCCGCAUUGGUCAGAUUUCCGGAGACUCUCGACGCGGUAUUUGGAACGAGACAGACAACGUACCAGCUCUAGUUCGUGGCUGCCAGGAGCUCGCGGCUAUCCCAACCGACUGGCCACCCGUGGUUGCUUGGACACCCGUCGACAGCGUUGCUCAGACUGUAGUCGACGUGUGCUUAGAUCCGAAGGGUCGUGUCGGCAUGUUCCACAUUGCGAACCCCAAGCCGACCCCGUGGAGCGAAUUUGUGCCAGUCUUACAGGCCAAUCUUAAGACGCAGGAUGGCCGCAAACUGGUACUGGUCAAGAUGCGCGAAUGGCUUGACCGGCUGAACGAUGGCCAACAGUCGGCGGAGUCUAACCCUGCCGUGAAACUCAUUGCCUUCUUCGAGAACAAUCUGGCAGGGAGGGGUAUCCGUUGCCGGCUUGACUUGCAGAAGACGGUGGAAGUCUCGAAGACGUUGAGGGAGGUGCCUGCAGUGGAUCACAGGAUGUUUGAGACUUACCUGAACUACUGGAAGAGUAUCAGCUUUUUGCGCGCGUAG
Molecule: messenger RNA, 3225 nt
Organism: Gloeophyllum trabeum ATCC 11539
Lineage: Eukaryota; Fungi; Basidiomycota; Agaricomycetes; Gloeophyllales; Gloeophyllaceae
Product: acetyl-CoA synthetase-like protein
Exons: 3
Coding region: 1-3225 (1074 amino acids)
Source: RefSeq, a predicted model, not a curated record